This is a messenger RNA of Oncorhynchus kisutch (coho salmon), 2351 nucleotides long. Its product is annotated as gamma-crystallin S-1-like. The record is from RefSeq and is a predicted model, not a curated record. Gene Ontology annotation, biological process: lens development in camera-type eye; visual perception. Bases 22 to 639 code for a protein of 205 amino acids. NCBI's taxonomy places the organism in Eukaryota, Metazoa, Chordata, Actinopteri, Salmoniformes, Salmonidae. The transcript has 3 exons. Gene Ontology annotation, molecular function: structural constituent of eye lens.
ACUCACGUGAUUUUAAUAACAAUGCUCUAUCCUUUUUCUCUGACACAUAAAAGGCUCUGGGAUGAGGACAGGCCUGUCCUGUUGACCUCCACAGUCAUGAUGGGUAAGAUCAUCUUCUACGAGGGCAGGAAUUUUGAGGGACGCCACUAUGAGUGCAGUGGUGACUGCACUGACAUGCACUCCCACUUCUCCCGAUGUAACUCCAUUCGAGUGGACAGUGGGUGCUGGAUGGCCUAUGAGAAGCCUAACUUUUCUGGGUACCAGUACAUGCUGACAAGGGGGAAGUACGCUGACCACCAUCGCUGGUCCGGCUUCAACGACUGCAUCCGCUCCUGUCGCAUAAUCCCAGCUUACAAUGGAAACUACAGGAUGAAGAUCUUUGAGAGAUCAGACUUUGGGGGAAAGAUGAUGGAGCUGAACGACGACUGCCCCAACCUGCAGGACCGCUUCCACCGGAGAGACAUUUCCUCCUGCAAUGUUAUGGAGGGCUACUGGAUCCUCCACGAGCACCCAAACUACAGGGGCCAUCAGUACUUCCUGCGCCCUGGCGAGUACAACAAGCAUAGCGACUGGGGCAGCAUGAGCUCUACCAUUGGCUCGGUGCGUCGCGUCACAGAGCUGAAGCAAAACAACCAAUAAAGCGGUCUCUAGAUCGCUCUGUCUAGCCAGGCUAGAUCUGUCUGACAGCCUGCAGAAGUCUAUACAUAUGUAGAGGGGAUACCAACAUGAGUCAAUCUCAGAAUAUGGUUGAUAUCAGGGAAUAAGGAGAUUGUCCUUUAGUAAUUAGACCACUUACUGAGAAUAUGGCUGGGCUGAAGAAAGCAAGCAGUGGAUUGGAAUCCUGGAGUAGAUUUGUAUACAAUAACAUUUAAAGGGCUUUAUGCAGACAGUCGUCAAUUUAUACAUACCAUAUCCUCACAUUGAAUAAUAAACCAGUGGACUGAAGGGACAGUAUAUUUAAUUGUGUCACUAACGCAGCAUGCAGCAGCAAAGACAGUUGCAAUUUCUUCCAACUGAGCCUGCUUAAAUUGUGUUUUUUUAAAACAUUAUUCUGACCUAUACCGAAACACGUGAACUUCAUGUGUCUAUGACAAAGUAACUUUGUUAACUUGUCAAUGUAGCACUGUUUGGAAUAUAACAAAAUCUUACCAGUUGAUGUAUGUGGUGUGAGACAAUACAAUGUUGGUGUGUUGACGUUCACUACAAGUAAAUCCAGUUUGAGCAAUCAGGUAUCAAUCACAAUAAUUAUUCAUAUCAACAAAAAACAAAAGUAUUUCUCUCUCACCGUGAUUGUGAAACAAAUGUGAUUGAGAACAUCAAGUACCGAACUGUACAUCAUAUUUAUUAUUCAAAUAAUCUGUGGCAUGAGGAACCAAAGAUAACAAACUUUCACUAUGGACCUGUAUUGACACCAAACAUGUGACCAUAAACAUGAAAAACAGAAGGGGAAAAAAGUUAAAAUAAAAAAUCAAAUCAAAUCAAAUAGGGCCAGUAACCAAUCAUGAUUACAAAUUAUUUUACCAUAAACAUUUAUGAGUGGUGGGGGGAGGCACAAAUUGCACAAAAUGGCCAACCUCUGUGGUCACUAUACAAAACAUUCUGCCGAGACCUUGUGCAGGGGAUUGUCAGACACACACGGCGAAUGAAUGGAUAUAUACACACUGAACAAAAAUAUAAAAACGGGGCAUGUAAACUGUUGGUCCCCUGUUUCAUGAGCUGAAAUAAAAACUCCCAGAAAUGUUCUACACACAAAAAGCGUAUUUCUCUCAAAUUGUGCACACAUUUGUUUACAUCCCUGUUAGUGAGCGUUGCACCCUUGACAAUAUAAUCCAUCCUCCUGACAGGUGAGGCAUAUGAAGAAGCUGAUUAAACAGCACGAUCAUUACACAGGUGCACCUUGUGCUGGGGAAAAUAAGGCCAACGCUACAGAGGUCUCAAGUUGAGGGAAUGUGCAAUUUGCAUGCUGACUGCAGGAAUGUCCACCAGAGCUGUUGCCAGAGAUUUGAAUAUACAUUUCUCUACUAUAACUGCCUCCAACAUCAUUUUAGAAAAUUUGGAACUACGUACAACCGGCCUCACAACCGCACACCAUGUGGAACCACACCAGCCUAGGACCUCCACAUCUGGGAUUGUCUGAGAUCAGCCGAUGAAACUGAGGGGUAUUUGUCUGUACUAAAGCCCUUUUGAGGAGAAAAAAACAAAUAUUUCUGAUAGGCUGGGCCUUGCUCCCCAGUGGGUGGGCCUGUCUACCAAGUGGGUGGGGCUAUGCCCUCGCAGGCCCAUCUAGGGCUGCAUCCCAUCCCAGUCAUGUGAAAUCCAUAGAUUGGGCCAAAUAAAUGUAUUUCAAUUGA